CAGGAAGCUCUUUGAUGGGACUGGGAACCGCUGCUUCAUAAUGGGAGUAACGGUCUACAACAUCUCCUCCACCUCAGCCAGGGUGAACUGGCCGGCGUUGCCCACCUGCCUGGACACCUUCUACAGCGUCAUGUACGAUCCCAACUGGAACAGCCUCAUCAUGGGCUACAAGCGAAAGAGCUUCAGGCACGAGGAGCGCAUCCCCGUCACCCAGACCAGCACAUACCUGGGCAACCUCCUGCCCCAAACUGCCUACUUCCUUUGUGUGACGUGCCAGGCCGCCGACCCCGUGCGGGAACAGUGCCAGGUGUUCAGCACCCCAGGCGAAAACAGCGAAGGCCACGACCGGGCGGGCUGGGAGCUGGCUGUGGGCGUGUGGCUGACCUGCUGCCUCUUGCUGCUGGUCAUCGCCGGCAUCCUGAUGUGGGGAUGCCUUCACAACAUGUGCUACCUGCCAGGGAGAACUCCAGAGAGCCGCCCUGUUGUCACCUCCUCCGUGCGUCAAGACAUGUCCAGCUCGGGGCACCUCUUCGCGGUCAGAAGCGGCAGCGAGGAAAGUAUCAAACGGGGCGCAGCCAUGCAGUCCUCGCUGAUGCUGGCGCAGCCCGCUGGACAUGUAAUUACCCCGGAGCAUGAGAGCUAAGCUGGCUGACAGAGAUCUAGCAUUAAUCGACUGGAUUAAGGUCAUCACAGUAUUGUUCUGCCCCAGCUGAAUUAUCGCUCAUCGUUUUACCCACUCAAUGAAAAUCCUAUUUGUGUUUACAGGAAUAGAUGUUUUCUCAAGAUCCAUUCAAAACGAUAUAUUUGUACCAUUCUAAGUAAAUUAAUCUAAACAUAUAAGCCGUUACAGUGAAUCGCUCCACUAGACCUACAAACCUACUAAAAGGUCUUAUUAAACUUUUUGCUCCACUAGUUUUUGGAGGAGCUUUUUUUUUCCCACUCAACUUUUUGCAUAAGACUUUAAGCUUUAAGACUUUGUAAAGCUUCCUAUAUCAAAACGUCCUUUCCUUCCUAUUCUACAGUGACCUCAUCAACCUGCAGUUAACCUUUAGUUUGAACAUGUGCUUCUGCACAGCUGGUCCGAUCAUGACAGAAGUCUAUCCUUUGCUUAUGGAACACAGUGA
This is a messenger RNA of Cyprinodon variegatus (sheepshead minnow), 1124 nucleotides long. RefSeq names its product fibronectin type III domain containing 9 (gene fndc9). NCBI's taxonomy places the organism in Eukaryota, Metazoa, Chordata, Actinopteri, Cyprinodontiformes, Cyprinodontidae. The transcript has a single exon. Gene Ontology annotation, molecular function: protein binding. The record is from RefSeq and is a predicted model, not a curated record. The coding region runs from base 41 to 643 and encodes 200 amino acids.